Molecule: messenger RNA, 580 nt
Organism: Bolinopsis microptera
Lineage: Eukaryota; Metazoa; Ctenophora; Tentaculata; Lobata; Bolinopsidae
Product: tryparedoxin-like
Exons: 1
Coding region: 53-526 (157 amino acids)
Source: RefSeq, a predicted model, not a curated record
GGCCGGGUAUAAAAGAAGGAGGAGCGUGCUGAGGAAACUUAUUCCAAACAAGAUGAAGAUUGUAAUCUGUUUCGUAGUUGCCCUUACCGGGGUGCUCAGUAUUGAUGUCAAGUCUCUACUAGAUACAACCUACACUGAUGGAGCUGGAAAGAAUGUGACCCUGGCUGAUUUGUCCGGUAAAUACAUCGGACUUUAUUUCUCCGCUUCCUGGUGUGGUGGAUGUAGAAAAUACACUCCCAUGCUGGCUAAACUCUACAACAAGAUCCACGAGGACAAGAACUGGGAGGUAAUCUGGGUGUCACAUGAUCACAACGAGCCUGAUGCUGACAAGUACUUCAAGGAGAUGCCCUGGAUAAGACUGCCAUGGAAUCAGAUAGAUACACGAGGAAAGAGCAUGUUCAAGUUGACGAAACAGAAGUUCAUUCCUACCAUCACCAUGAUAGAUCCUACCUUCAAGGUUAUCAACCCUGAGGCCUCUGAGGACAUUGAGUACGAACCAGACCAGUUCCCGUGGUCACGUGUCUAACUUAUAUCCACGAAAAUAAUGCUUUCUGUUUAUGUUUUUUGAAUUUUAUGGAGA